AUGGAGAGGUAUAGAGCAAGAAUUGGUUUGGCACAGGCUGUGGUGAAUGUGUCAAACAAGAUUUGGGCUUUUAUUGAUGAAAAUUUUGAGGUUACUAUUCUAUAUAAUAUGACUCAACAGCUGACUUUGAGAUUGAUGCACACUGAAACACAUGUUGAGCUCAUCCUUACUCUAUUUUAUGCCAAAUGUGAUCGCAUUGAAAGAAUUGAACUAUGGGAUACUUUGUAUGCAAUGGCAUCAGAUAUGACAGUACCAUGGCUAGUUGGAGGCGACUUUAAUGUGAUAUGGGAAGAGGAAGAGAAGUAUGGAGGCUUGCCAGUUUCUCUCCUUGAAGUAGAUGACUUUAGACACUACAUCAAUACCUGCAACUUGACAGAUUUGGGAUUUAAAGGAAGCAUAUUUACAUUGUGGAAUGGAAGAUCAGAGGAGGACUGUAUUUUUAAAAGAUUGGACAAAUGUUUUGGCAAUAAUGAAUUGCAACAGACCUUUAUUAGAUUGGAGUUAAAGAAGCUUAAGCAAGUACUAUCUACCAGGAGUAGAGCUACAUAUGGGGAUAUAUUCCAGAAGAUUGCAAGCCUGGAGGAGGUGGUCCUGGUUCAUGAAAGACAAUUUGAAGUCAAUCCUACACAGAUGAACAGACAAAGAUUAAAACAGAAUAGCCUUGGUAACUGGAUCGAAGAAGAUCACUUAAUAGCAGAAGAAGCAAUAAAGUUCUACAAGGAUCAAUUUACUGAGACUGCAGUUCCAAAUGAUUUUGACAUUCUAAAUCAUGUACCUUCAAUGGUAGAUAAUGAUCAACAUGAAAGAUUGAUGGCCUUGCCUUCCAAUGAAGAAGUGAAGAGAGCAGUUAUGGGGUUGAAUGGAGACUCGGCUGGUGGACCGGAUGGUUUCACUGGAGCCUUUUAUCAAACAUGCUGGGAAAUUAUUGAAGAAGAUGUAGUACGCAUGGUCAAGGCAUUCUUUUGCAGUCAAUAG
This is a messenger RNA of Nicotiana tabacum (common tobacco), 975 nucleotides long. NCBI's taxonomy places the organism in Eukaryota, Viridiplantae, Streptophyta, Magnoliopsida, Solanales, Solanaceae. The record is from RefSeq and is a predicted model, not a curated record.